Impatiens glandulifera is the source of this 855-nucleotide messenger RNA. RefSeq names its product agamous-like MADS-box protein AGL80. Gene Ontology annotation, molecular function: DNA binding; protein dimerization activity. The transcript has a single exon. The record is from RefSeq and is a predicted model, not a curated record. Lineage: Eukaryota; Viridiplantae; Streptophyta; Magnoliopsida; Ericales; Balsaminaceae. Bases 1 to 855 code for a protein of 284 amino acids.
AUGAGGAGAGGAAAAGUUAAAAUCGCAUUCAUUCAGAAUGACAUUGCAAGAAAGACGGCCUUAACAAAUAGGGCAAAUGCUAUCUCGAAAAAGUCAAGUGAACUCGAAAUUCUUUGUGGGGUAAGUAUUGUGUAUGCUUUUUUUAACAUCAAUGAUGCUGAGCCAUCUGAAGCGUUUCCAUCCCUUAAUGCUGUGAAGGAUUUUAUGUCUCAUGUAAUGAACUUGUCUCUUCUUGAACGUACCCAAAAGGCAACAACUCAAGAUGUCUAUCUUUUUGAAAGGAUCACUAAAGAAUCAUCCGAAUUACAAAAUUUGAGAGAGAAGAACAAUCAUUCUGAAGGUCUUGAAUUCUUAUGCAAAGUUUUCGAAGGAAGUAUUGAUUUUAAUCAAAUUGAAGAACGAAUUCUUAAUUGCAUGAAUCAAGUUAUACUUGAAAAGUUUCAAGAGAUCGAAAAUAGAAAACAAUCCCAAUACAUGAAUAAUCCGCCCAAUGAUAACGGCGACGACCCUAAUGAUGAUGCUCAACUCCAAGUUCUCGAUGAUCAUGGUAAUAUUGUUCCUCAUUUUCAUUCUCCACCCGACCAUUUUGUCAAUGUUAAUAGUAAUUUUGUUCCUUACCUUCCAUCAAAUCAUUUUAUAGAUGAUAUUGCUAACAUUGUACAUUAUCCAUCUCUACCCCAACCUACUAUUGACCAUUAUCCUCUUGAACCCCAACAUGGUAGAUCAAACUUGAACAACAUGGUUCACUUACCAUGGUUGAUGCAAUCAACAUUGAUGAAUCAGUAUGAAUCAUUGGAGGCUAGACCUAGUAAUUAUAGUGGAUCUUCUAGUGCUAUUCCUUCCAGAAGGGGUUGA